This is a messenger RNA of Agrilus planipennis (emerald ash borer), 711 nucleotides long. RefSeq names its product 40S ribosomal protein S7 (gene RpS7). Gene Ontology annotation, cellular component: cytosolic small ribosomal subunit; small-subunit processome; 90S preribosome. NCBI's taxonomy places the organism in Eukaryota, Metazoa, Arthropoda, Insecta, Coleoptera, Buprestidae. Gene Ontology annotation, biological process: ribosomal small subunit biogenesis; rRNA processing; translation. The transcript is spliced from 4 exons. Gene Ontology annotation, molecular function: structural constituent of ribosome. The record is from RefSeq and is a predicted model, not a curated record. The coding region runs from base 102 to 674 and encodes 190 amino acids.
AUUAUAUUAGGAUAUUACUAGGGACCCUACAAUAUUAUGACAUAAUUAUAACGUCAUACGCCAUCUAGCGGGUCUUUCUGGCGUUACAGCAGAUUAAUGAGAUGUCGUCGAAAAUAAUCAAAGCUGGUGGAGGCGAGCCCGAUGCUUUUGAACAGCAGGUAGCUCAAGCUCUUUUAGAACUUGAAUUGAAUUCUGACUUAAAGGCUCAGCUACGUGAAUUGCAUAUAACAAAAGCUCGAGAAAUUGAGUUAAACAACAAAAAGUCAGUUAUCAUAUAUGUACCGAUGCCAAAACUGAAACAGUUUCAGAAAAUUCAGACAAGAUUAGUACGUGAGUUAGAAAAGAAAUUUAGUGGAAAACAUGUUGUUUUUGUUGGAGAACGUAAAAUUCUUCCUAAACCAACAAGAAAGACACGCAUGAAGAACAAGCAGAAGCGGCCUCGCUCUCGUACAUUAACUGCUGUUUACGACGCUAUUUUAGAAGAUUUGGUGUUUCCUGCUGAAAUUGUGGGAAAACGUAUCAGAGUAAAAUUAGAUGGUUCACAAUUAAUUAAGGUCCAUCUUGACAAAAACCAGCAAAUGACUAUUGAACAUAAGGUUGAUACAUUUGCAGCAGUGUAUAAAAAACUAACUGGAAGGGAAGUAACAUUUGAAUUUCCUGAACCCUACUUGUAAAGUUCUUUUUAUAGGUAAAUAAAAGUAUAAAUCCUUA